CCUGGUUAUCUCUCAUGAGAGGCUCGAACCACCUGCACCUCUAACACCAAAACAACAAAGCUCAAUGCUUGAUUAUACUAUUACCACCACCAGACAGGGCUACAAGGCCGCAUACGAUGAACGACUCCACAAAUACGGCCGGUCGACUGGCGCCUCUGCUCUGUUCGCUAACAAUGUCGAUGGCCACGAUGAGAAAGGCGUGCGCAUCGAAGCCCCUGAGAUCUUGAAGGAGUUCGUCGACGGCGUUGCCUUCGGAAAAGAUCCCGUCGGUACCUUGUUCUACUAUAACAUUGACGAUAUCAAUGGGAAGACGAGGUACAAUGUGAUCCACAGCGAUUCCUCUGUGGAGAAGGACGACGUAGCCGUCAUCGUUCAAUUCUUUGGCAAUGUUGAUAAUCAGGGCAAUUUUUAUGCUGAGUUUGUCGGAAGAGAUCCGGCGCGCACUGUCAAACAUCUCGUAGACGGUACAAAGCACAAAGGGGGGUCUUGGCAUUCCCUCAAACUCACAAAGGCCACUGCAUUGGUCCAAAAGAAAAUUUGGGAAACUGAAAUUAAAAUCACCAUCGCUUCCAUCGAUAAACAAACCUCGUUCCGCCUCCCUGCUGGGGUUUCCGCUGGAAACAUCAUUUCCGUCUGGGGCAAUCUGUCUAUCAACCGCAUCAACAAGAUCGGUAAUGGCACUAAAUCAGUCGUCGAUUAUAAUAACGAUCGAAUUCUAUUUUACCCUGACAACCUACAUCCCCCUUUUCACCCUAAAGACCUGACGGCCGUUUUCAUUCCUUUUAAAGCCAAAGAUUCAGACGCGAACGCUCUUGGAAAGGAUGAGAAGUUCAUUCCUAUUGAAGCCAAAGCUUCAGACGCUGGAGGCCUCCGAUUGGUGACUGCUUGGCGCAACCAAGAUAAACAUGAUGAUGAUUAACCUGUGUCUGUUUGUCUGUCAAAGGAGCACUUCUCAUCCCCGUCCUGAUGAAGCAUAUCGCGAUGCAUUGUAAAAUAGUUCAUGCCAGAGUUUUCUUGCUUGUUCACAAUUUGAGAAUGAGAUUCAGCAUAUUCACCCC
Molecule: messenger RNA, 1058 nt
Organism: Cantharellus anzutake
Lineage: Eukaryota; Fungi; Basidiomycota; Agaricomycetes; Cantharellales; Hydnaceae
Exons: 9
Coding region: 65-919 (284 amino acids)
Source: RefSeq, a predicted model, not a curated record